AUGACUAUGCUGCAGUCAACAAAGGUGUGUAUUCAGGCUGCUAUUAGUUUUAGUGGCAAUAUUUCUACUGGUAAAUGUAUUGCUUCUGAUGAUUAUAUUCUGGAUGCUUUGACGGUCUCUCCUCACAACCGACGUGUUAGAGAUAUGUUGCUGGUUUAUUGGAAAGCACCAUCGGCCCCUUGGAUCAAAGUGAAUACAGAUGGCUCCCUUAUUGGCCCACUUGCAGCUUGUGGUGGUCUGUUCCACGAUCAUCGUGGCUCCCUUUUAGGCGCCUUUUCUUGUAACAUUGGUUUAGCUACGGUGUUUUACACUAAGGUUUAUGGUUUUCUUCUUGCUUUGGAGUAUGCAGCUCAGCACGGUUGGAGGAAUGUUUGGCUAGAGAGCGACUUUACGAGUGCUCUGUUGGUUUUUGACAACAAAUCUCUGGUACCGAUUUUACUUCGUAACCGUUGGCAUAACGCUUGCAACCAAGGUAUACAUGUUAUUACUUCUCACAUAUUUAGGGAAGGAAAUUGUUGUGCAGACUUGCUAGCUAAUAUGGGUCACUCGACACAAGGCUCGGUUUGGUUCUCGGUGUUGCCUCAAACUCUUCAGACUGAUUUCUUCUUGGACCGAAGUGGGUUCCCUCGCUCUAGGUUCCCGUAG
Messenger RNA from Medicago truncatula (barrel medic), 645 nucleotides. RefSeq lists its product as uncharacterized. The record is from RefSeq and is a predicted model, not a curated record. The coding region runs from base 1 to 645 and encodes 214 amino acids. The transcript has a single exon. Gene Ontology annotation, molecular function: RNA-DNA hybrid ribonuclease activity; nucleic acid binding. Lineage: Eukaryota; Viridiplantae; Streptophyta; Magnoliopsida; Fabales; Fabaceae.